This is a messenger RNA of Trichoderma gamsii, 2772 nucleotides long. RefSeq lists its product as hypothetical. Lineage: Eukaryota; Fungi; Ascomycota; Sordariomycetes; Hypocreales; Hypocreaceae. Gene Ontology annotation, molecular function: catalytic activity. Bases 1 to 2772 code for a protein of 923 amino acids. The record is from RefSeq and is a predicted model, not a curated record. The transcript is spliced from 2 exons. Gene Ontology annotation, biological process: nucleoside metabolic process.
AUGCAUCUACUUUCUGAUUCGCACGAAUGGUCCUUGAUUCGAAAGUUAUCGGAAUGGCUGAGCCAAAAGAAAGCACCGUAUAAGUACCGUGGAGUACCCAUGAAUGAGCACAGAGACAGUCACCCUGACGCUGCAUCUCUCGAGUUCGAGCUCCGCCAUACCUUCUUAACGAUCGAGAAUUUCCCCUCAUAUCUGAGUCCAGAGAAGUUUGAAGAUUUCCGAAAAGUUAUAAAACAAAUUUGUUCGUUGUUGGACCAUCUUGCAGCGCAUCAAAGAACCCGCGAUGACUCCAAAGGCGGAGAGUACCAUCACUUAGAAAAAUUGAUAGGACUUCUCAACCCAAAAUGCGGCGCAGUAGACUUGGUGUAUGGUCAUGGAAAAAGACUUUUUGAGCUUCCCAAUGAUGCUGCUAAGCUUCACGAAUGCCUGAUCGCUCUUACAAAGUGCAAUGACACUCUCAACGGGCUACUUGCGCCUCCUCCUCUGAACUCAGUCAUACAGCCAUCGCGAAAACAGCGAGAGAAAACGCCAUGGAAGAAGGGCAGAAUACGAGACCAAGCCAUAUGUCUUUUUGAAACUUUGUUCAAGCACUUCAAGUGUGGGAUACCGCAUGAGGUCUUGUUAAAGCUCAUUGAGACCCCGAAAGAAGAUUUAACAAUACCAAAUUUACAGUUGAUGCUCCCAUCUUGUCCAGAGUCAAAAUCGUGGCAAGAAGUCCAAUACAACAAGGCCGAUAUAGACGACGAUUCAACCUCACUUAUUGCUGAUAUUUGUACAGAUGUCCACCAAUAUGCUGAUCGAGGAAGGGCCUUGAUGCUAUAUAUUAAGGAGCAUAGACUAUACGGUGCCAGGGCAGAUCCUGUCUUCUCCGGGAUAGGCCCGUCGCCGAAGGAUUCCCUUGACCAACUUAUCAAGAUUGGUGCAUUUAAGAGACUUGAGGUCGGAGACUUCAAUAUCAAACCGUCAUCAGUGAAAUUCAGCAUUAUAGACAAGCGAAAACUUGCCGUCAAAUUCGGAUACUGCCUAAUGGAUUUUUUCGACGCCAACUUCGCUUCAAACAGGAUCCAUUUCUUUGGCUCGUCAAAAGCAAGUCUCAUGGAAGUUGCGUACCUAGCAUUUGAUUCAAAGUUUCCGACCGCAGAUGAUUCAUACAAUUUUCAAUUGGGCCAUCCCACGUUCUUAUCUUUUGCGAAACUGUUGAUAGAACUGGAAUUAGGCGGCAUUAUGGAGCUAGAGGUCAGCCCAGAUAGUAGUCAAAAUCUUUUGGCGUGGGCUAGGCUUAUGAAGUUUACGGACGAACUCGAAAAAGAGACAAAGGAUUCCUAUCGAGAAGCUAUUACGAGCUGCUUACUCUUUCAUAAAAUGGUGGACUUUGGCGAUUCUGAUAGCCAGGAUGCAGACACCAUUAGACGAAUAAUAUAUGAACAGAUUGUUUAUAAGCUCGAAUGUGGGCUGAAGGAAUCGAUGCCUAGAUCGAAACGGCAACGGUCAGAGUCCCCGCCUGUUCUCGACCCUCAGGAUACAGCUCAAACCGAGGACUCUGGGAAAAUGUCAACAAACUUUAUAGACUCUCAACGCGCAACGCUUAGAAACAAAAGACAGCGUGGCUUCGAAUUCCGGCGACGGUCAUUUUUUGCUUGGAGAGAAACUAAUAGCUCGCUUGAGAAUGGUUUCCCGAACCUCGAAUCGACGGCGAGCCUCGAUCUGCCCAGCAGCCGUGAUGACUUCGAAAUCGCCCUCAUUUGUGCGCUGCAAAUAGAAUCCGAUGCUGUUGAAGCUCUCUUUGAUGAGUAUUACGAAGACUCUUUAUAUGUCAAAGCACCAGGAGAUCCAAAUGCCUAUACUAUUGGGAAAAUGGCCGGACAUAAUGUGGUGUUGGGGUUUAUGCCGGGCAUGGGCAAAGUCAACUCGGCCAACGUAGCGGCAGGUUUUCGCAUGAGCUUUCCCAACAUCAAGCUUGGCAUUGUCGUGGGUAUCUGCGGAGGUAUACCGGGUGGAAGAGAUGGCGAGAAUGAAGUGCUACUUGGUGAUGUUAUCAUCAGUAACGCACUGAAACAAUAUGACUUUGGCCGACAAUAUGAUAACGGAACUGUAGCGAGAAAUACUCUGGAAGACAACUUCAGCCGACCAAACACGGGAAUCCGCUCAUUUCUUUCCAAAUGUUCGGGAUUAAGGGGCCGAAAAAGAUUAAGAGAAAAGACAUCGUCUUACCUUGAUGAUCUCUGUGCAAAGGACGAUUUCAAAAAAUCUUCAUAUCCCGGCGCCGACAAAGACGUACUUUACCGUUCUGAUUACCGCCAUAAACAUCGCGACCCAAAUGUUUGCAACGUCUGUGCGAACUGCCAGAGUCCAUAUGAUGAGGUGUGUGAUGUCGCGCUAGAGUCUUCAUGCACUGAACUGGGUUGUGAAGAUGGUAUGAUAGUAUCUCGGGGUCGUGUUGAGCAGGCGAAGGGCACUACUUCUAGCACAGCUACACGCAGAGAUGACGAGACUAGAGAGGCACAGAAACCCUUUAUUCAUUUUGGCACAAUUGCCUGUGGAGAUUCAGUCAUGAAAUCUGGGCUGCGGCGCGACGAAAUCGCACUGAGAGAGAAAGUAAUUGCGUUUGAAAUGGAGGGCGCUGGGGUUUGGGACAGUUUCCCCACCGUUGUUAUCAAGAGCGUGUGUGACUAUGCGGACAGCCAUAAGAAUAAAAAGUGGCAGAGAUAUGCUGCUGCAACUGCGGCUGCUUGUACGAAAGCGUUUCUUGAGGAGUGGAGAAAGGCUUGUUGA